Molecule: messenger RNA, 733 nt
Organism: Myripristis murdjan (pinecone soldierfish)
Lineage: Eukaryota; Metazoa; Chordata; Actinopteri; Holocentriformes; Holocentridae
Gene: mrpl21
Product: mitochondrial ribosomal protein L21
Exons: 7
Coding region: 81-683 (200 amino acids)
Cellular component (GO): mitochondrial large ribosomal subunit; ribosome
Molecular function (GO): structural constituent of ribosome
Source: RefSeq, a predicted model, not a curated record
UUUUGUAACGUUCCCACUUGCUGUGUGUGUCCGGCGGAGGGGGGACGGAGCAGAGUGUGACACCAGCGCUUUGGGUCAACAUGGCGCUGCGCAGAGGAGCCGCCGAGCUGUGGAGGACAGGGUGCAGGUUACACUCCCUCACACACACAGGUGUUCUAUCUGCUGCUGCCAUUCGUCAUCAGAGCUCUGAGAGCGUCAGCCUGCCGUCCAGUGUGUUUCCUCAGACUUCUCUGUCCCGGCCGCCCUGGUCAGAGGCGACACACAUCAGUCCAGAGGAGCAGCAGAGGCAGCAUGCAGCCGCGGUGCAGAAGGUGGACGCCCGGCUCGCUCAGGGGAACCUGGGCCGGCUCUUCGCUGUGGUUCACUUCGCCAGCCGGCAGUGGAAGGUGACGAACGAAGACCUGAUCCUGAUCGAGAACCACAUCGAGGCCGAGUGUGGAGACCGCAUCCGCAUGGAGAAGGUGCUGAUGGUCGGAGCAGAGGACUUCACUCUGAUUGGCCGGCCUCUGCUGGGGAAGGACUUGGUGCGGGUCGAGGCGACCGUGAUCGAGAAGACGGAGUCGUGGCCCAAAGUUCACAUGAGAUUCUGGAAACGACACCGAUAUCAGCGCAAGAAAAUCAUCGUCCAGCCACAAACUGUCCUGAGGAUAAACAGCAUCGAAGUCGCUCCCAGACUGACGUGAUUAUAUUUGUGUAUUUAAUCUGCCAUGAAAAUAAACAGAAAAUCCCUGUU